GUGUCCCUCCCUCCCUCUUUCUCACUCUCUCUCUCUGGUUGAGUUUCCCUACCUCUUGGGACAUGAGACGGACGGUACCACCCUUAUUCUUCCCAUGGACCAAGCUUGCAAACUCCAGGCUUGCUUCGAUUUUUAAACUGUCCGCUCCACCACGUGGCCCGGAAGCCAGUUUCUUAUUUCGACGGCACUGCCGGCCUCCACCUGACGUCGUCCAUUCUUCGAGCCGGCGGGCCUGCUGCAUGUACCUGUAUGCCGAACCAGACUUGGGCUAUGCCGAGACUUUUCUCUGGUAGCCGAGCCACAGAAAAAAAAUAAAAAUAAAAAUACAUGGCGAGUUCCCGAGUUUGGGCAACGGUCGAAGCUUGGCCAGAGAGAGAGAGAGAGAGGGGGUGUGUGUGCCAUUGAGAAAACAGUUUCAAUUUGCCGUGCCCUUCUCCCUUUCUGGCCAAGCUCUCUGUCACUCUCCCCAUCAAACUCGACCCUUUCAUCCACACUGACAUCCCCGUUUGGGCAAAGUCACCAUCAGCCUCGGCCCCUAGUCUCUCUGUCGACGGUAAGCAGCGGCCGUCCGCUUCGACCCGGCCGUCCUCAUUGGCCCGGCCAUCCAUAGAGAGCUCCGCAGCCGUUCGAUCGCCGCCGGUGUCCAUGACGUCGCUUGGCCGUCGAGCAUGACGCCCGCCUCCCGUCAUUAGACUCGAUCCUUUUUUCUCGCCGCCCGCCAAAAUCGCGUUGCGACCAAGCAAUUGACUCUUUGUUUACGUGAUGGCCGAGGAGCCGUCUCUUUCCAUUAUAAGGAUGGCUGUUCCUGUUGGACUUCUUCCCCUGGUUCAUUGAAGAAGCAAUACUACCAAUCCAAAUCACAUAUAAUCGUGUUACUAUUAUCAACACACACAUACAUACAACACAUACACACACACACGCAUACAUACACAUCCAUCAUAAUGGCAACACAAGCAGCCUACGCGGCCGAACAGGUCAUCGGCCAUCAGGACGACGCCGUCACGGCGCAGGAUGUCACCAACUACGGCGGCGACAAGGGCAACUCGAACGAGCUCAUGAAGGCACUCGUGUGGCAGGGCAAGAACAAAGUCGAGAUCGUCACCGUCCCAAGACCCAAGAUCCUCGAGGAGAACGAUGUCAUCCUCAAGGUCACCGGCAGCACCCUCUGCGGCAGCGACCUCCACCUGCUCCACGGCUCCGUCGUGCAGAUGAACAAGGGCGACAUCCUCGGCCACGAGUUCUGCGGCGUCGUCGACGAGGUCGGCUCCAACGUCAAGAAGGCCAAGGUCGGCAAGCGAUACGUCGCAUCCUUCCAGAUCGCCUGCGGUGAUUGCUUCUUCUGCAAGCAGAAGCUGUCAUCCCAGUGCGAGCGGACCAACUCCAACACGAUGGAAAAGUCCAUGUACGGCUCGCAGACGGCGGGCAUGUUCGGCUACUCCCACUUCACCGGCGGCUUCGCCGGCGGCCAGGCCGAGUACGUCCGCGUGCCCAUCGGCGACGUGAACCUGCUCGAGAUCCCGGACGGCGUGCCCGACGAGAAGGCGCUGUUCCUGUCCGACGUGCUCGCCACCUCGUGGAACGCCGUCAAGGACACGGCCGUCUACGAGGGCGACCAGGUCGCCAUCUGGGGCGCGGGCCCCAUCGGCCAGAUGGCCGGCGCCUUCGCCAUCGACCAGGGUGCAUCCAAGGUCAUCUUCGUUGACACCGAGGCCCGCCUGUCGUUCGUCAAGUCGCGGUGGCCCGCCCAGCACGCCGACAAGCUCGAGCUGAUCGACUACUCGAAGCUCUCGCACGGCGUCACCAACAAGGAGACGGUCGUGUCGAGGCUCAAGGAGCUCUGCGGCGGUCGCGGCCCGGACGCCGCCAUCGAGUGCGCUGCUGGCGAGUACCCCAAGGGCUGGCUGCACGCGGCUGAGAUCGCCAUCGGCGCCGAGACGGACACGAGCGAGAUCGUCAACGAGAUGAUUGAGGGCGUGCGCAACUUUGGCCGCUGCGGCAUCACGGGCGUUUACGUCGGCUACACGAACCACUUCAACAUCGGCUCGCUGAUGGAGCGUGGCGUGCGCCUCAUCGGCAACGGCCAGGCGCCGGUCCACCUGUACUGGGAGGACCUGCUGCGCAAGAUCCAGGAGGACAAGAUCGACGUCUACCAGAUGCUGUCGCACCGCAUCCGCCUGGACGACCUGGACAAGGUCUACUACAAGUUCGAGAAGCACGAGGACGGCAUCCAGAAGAUCUUUGUCGAGACCAAGUUCUCCUUCCCGCGGGCUGAGGGCACGCCGGAGGUGACGACGUACUAAGUGGGACGGGAUGUAUAAGUUUGGAUUCGACGAUAAUGAGACAUGACGAUUGUGCGUUAUAUAAAUAAUCUUGUACACAAAUAGCUUCAUUCCGGGGGGGGGGAGGCUCUAGAACUUUGGGAAAUAUGCCCAGAAGUUGUUUGAUGAGAUGUAAACCAGAGAGUAUUCAACACAGUUACAGCCUUUAUUCGUAUCAGUUGUAACAUUAAAGACCUAAGAAAGGGAGAGUUACAUCACCAACUUACAAUACUCCAUGUUACAUUUUAUCUCUGCGA
Colletotrichum destructivum is the source of this 2575-nucleotide messenger RNA. RefSeq names its product Putative alcohol dehydrogenase, zinc-type, GroES-like superfamily, NAD(P)-binding domain superfamily. Gene Ontology annotation, molecular function: oxidoreductase activity; zinc ion binding. Bases 942 to 2300 code for a protein of 452 amino acids. NCBI's taxonomy places the organism in Eukaryota, Fungi, Ascomycota, Sordariomycetes, Glomerellales, Glomerellaceae. The record is from RefSeq and is a predicted model, not a curated record. The transcript has 3 exons.